This is a messenger RNA of Thecamonas trahens ATCC 50062, 4395 nucleotides long. RefSeq lists its product as uncharacterized. Gene Ontology annotation, biological process: cell adhesion. The record is from RefSeq and is a predicted model, not a curated record. NCBI's taxonomy places the organism in Eukaryota, Apusomonadida, Apusomonadidae. Gene Ontology annotation, molecular function: actin filament binding. Bases 1 to 4353 code for a protein of 1450 amino acids. The transcript has 5 exons.
AUGGCGAGCACAUCGGGAACGGUUCCCAAAGCCGGUGGGCCUGCGGGAGAAGUCUCCUACCGCGGAGCAUUCAGUACGGCUGUUGACUCGCUCCGCACUGCGCCAGCUGGCUUUGAAGCCGAGCUCUCUGCCCUGGUGGACGGCUGGACGCCUGCCUCGGCUGCUGUCCGCCUAACUGGCUUUCCUGCCUUUGCCGCCACCGACCUGGCCACCAAGGCCACUGUCGCCAUCCGCACUCUCCGUUCUGCGCAACCGACACAUGCUCUUCGUGUAGAGUCCGAUCUCUGCGCUGUUGCUGCCACACGGGUGUCAGACGACUCGUUGCCGCUAGAGUUGGCCAUCUCCAAGUUUGGUGCUGUAACGGGGCCAGUCACCGAGCACGUGCUCACUACGCGCGCCAACCAGGCAAACCACCAUCUUGCCCUGCUGGCUGCCGAGUCGCCAUCGGCGCUGACUGCCCUGCUCUCGGACCGCUACACCCAGGUCGGUGUGGCGCUUGUUGAGCCAGGCGCCGGCGCCGGUGCCGGUGCGGACGCGGCUGACGGUGGCGAGCUCACUGUCCACAUCAUUCUCGCCUCUGAGUUUGACGCUUCCAAGGACGGCGGAAGCACCGCGUCGCUCACGUACUCGCCGGCGGAUCCGUGCCCGGUCUGCUCGGCCGCGCUCGGCAUCGACCCAGUGAUCAAGGCCGAGGGGGCAUUUUUCCACGUCCGCUGCUUCUCGUGCUGCAUGUGCUCGGUCCCGCUUGCCGGCACCGGCUACUAUCUGUACCCCGACAUCUGUGACGAGGCCUACAACGAUCCGGAUGGGCCGUCGCCGGCGUUCUACUGCGCUGACCACCGUGCUGCAGCCUCAGCUGUCCGGGCGGCGUAUGAGGACAAGAAGGCUGCCGCCAAGCGCGCCGAAGAGGACGAGGCCCGUCGGUUGGCGGCCGAGCAGGCCAAGGCAUCACAGCAAGCCCAGGCUCGGUCUGCGCGGGCGCGCCGUGGGCGUGAGUCGAUGCGCAAGCGGUCGGAGGCGCUGGAGAUUACGGCGGCGUCGGAGAAUGACCUUGCCGACCAGUCUGACUCGGCUCGUGCUGCCAUGGAUGACAUGCGCGGCGUGUCGCCGGGUGUCGGCUCGGUCCUUCGCGACUUUGACGCUGAUCCGGCCUCCGACGGCGGUAGCCGCAAGCCGCUCGAUGCUGCCCAACAGGCCCGCGCCGCCAAGACCCGCGCGGCGUACAAGCGCCAGGCCGCCAUGGCCAAGACUGUUGCCAUGCACGAGCCGGACAAGACCAAGGCCGCUCGCCUCGUUGAUGGCGCCAAGGCCGUCGAGUCGGCCUACCCUGCGCUUGAUCCCAACAAGCCGUACUCGCACGCCGAGCUGGGCUCGAUCCUCGACAACCUUGAGGCCGCCGGGCUUGGCCUCACCGCGCCGGGUGCGGCUGCUGCUGCCAAGCUCCGCCUCCGUAUGAAGGCAGUCGAGGACAAGGCCGCCGCUGGUGACGCCGCUGCCGUCAACGAGGAGCUUGGCGGUCUCUCGCAGGACAUCCGCGACCUUAUCGAUGCCGCUCGCGCGAACCGCAAGUAUCUUCCCGACGAAGCGUCUCAGAACGAGCUGGAUGGUGCGCUAGGGCGGCUGCGGAAGGUGGGCAACGAGUUUGAUGACGCCGCCCGCCGCGCCGUCGAUGAACCCGAGUUCCUUCGUGUCCUCCGCAACCUGCGCAAGGUUGGCGGCGACGAGGCCGACAACAUCAAUGCGCUGCUCCGCGAUGGCAUGGCAAGCCAGCUCCGCGACGAUCUGGCCGCUGUUCCGCCAGCCAUCCGCGACAUGUACGACGCCGCGCGUGCCGGCGACAUGGCUCGCUUUGUGCCGGCGGCCAAGGCGCUUCGGGAUGCGUCCGCCAAGGUCCUCGCUGGCGCAGAGGCUCUUGCCGAGCGCAUCCAUGAUCCUCAGAUGGGUGCGACUCUUCGUGUGGCCGCCAAAAAGCUCGGAAACGACACCCUGACCGCGGUUGAGGCCGGCGUUGACCUGGCCAAGGACGCAACCGACGCUGACGCCAAAGCCCGCCUCGGCGAGGCUGUCGCCGGCACCAAGGCUGAUCUCGACGAAAUUGGCGGCGUCGAAGCUCGCGGACGCGGUGCGCUGGAGACCUUGGUCGACGCCGUCAACGGCGGCCGUCCGGCCGACGCUGCCCGAGCCGCCGCGGUUGCGUCGGAUGCGUACGCAAAGGUCGCGGAUGCGGCGGCAACUGACGGCAACGCGCCGCGGGCCGCAGCCAUCCACAACGCGCUGGACGGGCUGUCGACGGCGGCCGAGGCAGACGCAUCGGCAAGCCCGCCCGGAGUUUCGCCGCCGCUUGCUGCCAAGAUUGCUGCUCUUCGUGGACCGGCCACUGCCGAGCAGGACGCGCUGCGUGCCGGAACUGCCGCGGUGGCAGCGGCAAAUGCCGGCGAUGGUGCUGGCACAGCGGCGCAGGUGGCGCUUCUUGCGGCGGCGCUUCAGGAGCAGCUGGAUGCCGCGCGCCUCGGCGCGGUGCCUGGCAUGGACCCGAUUGACCUUGCGGCGCUGCUGGGAGCUGCCGACCGACUGCAGGACGCGCUUGCUGGGCUCACAGACGCGCUCACACCGGCUAACGCGGCCGAUCUGGCAGCUGCGGUUAAGAAGGCUGUGGCAGAAGCUCUGGCUGCCUCGCUUGCGCUCGGCAAGGUUAUGGACAGUGACUCACCGGCGGCAAUUCUUGCUGCUCAUCUUGCGGCAGAGUCGGAUGCUGCGCUGCGGAGCGCGAGGCUAGCGGCGGCGCGUGCCGCCAACGGCGAUGCUGCGUCGCGGGCCGAGGUCCACUCCCAGGUCGCGCGCGCAACUGGCUUGCACGAGCUGCUGGCUUCACUUGCUGGGCAGGUGUCCCAGGCGACAGCGCGGCCGAUGGACGCACAGACGGCAUCGAUGGUGAUGAGCGGACUGAAGAAGCCGAUUGAGGCCGCCGCCAUGCGGGCGGUGGGCGACAACCAACCUGCGGCGCUGGACUCGAUCACAGCGGCGGCGCGAGCGAUGGGCGAGGUGGCGGUCGGCGUGACCGCCGGCACCGAGUCGCCGUUUUCGCUGCACCUCAUGGACGCCCUCAACCAGGCGAUGGCAGCCAACUCUGCCGCCGAGGCUGCUGCGCUCAUGGUGCAGGUCAAGGCUGUGCACGAGGCGCUGGCACGGGCCGGACACGAGGCGGCGGACAUGCUUGCGGAUCCAGUCUCGGCCAAGGCGGCGCACUCGCACUUUGACAACCUUGGGCCGGCGACGACAUCGCUGGAGCGGCUGGUGGCUAAGGGCGACCCGGCCGGAGUGGCGGUUGGGGUCCAGCUGGCCAAGGCCGAGAUCGCAGCGGCUCAGGCGGCGCUGGCAGGCCGGCUCGCCCCGCAAACAGAGGCGGCAACGCGGGCGCUGAUGCGCGGGGCGGCGGGCGAUCAUGACGCCGACUCUGCGCGUGCGUUUAUGGACCAGUCCGAGUCACAGUCGCUCCGGCUUGUUGCUGUUGGCCGUGGCAUUGCCGACGAGACCGACGAGGCCCGAGUCCGAUUUGUCAUCGAGGAAGCGACCGAGCUUCAGCAGCAGCAGGGCCUGCUCCGUGACGUGCUGGAUGCUGAUCUGCGCUCUGGCGGAGCCCACAGCGCCCGGCUGGCGGCCGAGGUCGCCCGUGCCGACGCGCUCUCAGACAACAUCCUCGCCGCUCUUUCUGGGCGGCCGAUGUCGCAGCUUUCACACGUGCCGCCGACCGCCGAGUCUGCAGCGGCGGCGGCGGCGGCAGCAGCAGCAGCAGCGGCGGCAGAGGCCGAAGCGGCGGAGGCGGCGGCAGCAGCGGCGGAUGGCUCGGCCGAGGCAACGGCGGGCCAGGGCCUGGACUCUGCGGCGCGUGCUGUGUCGCGUGCGACAGCCAAGUGGAACGCCGAGGGCAACCGGAUGCUUUCGCUGGCGGAGCAGGUGGCAGAGCUUCUUGCAGCCAUGUCUGCGGCGAUGCGCGCGCGCAAUAAGGAGGGUGUGGUGGCUGCCGCCGGAGAGAUUGUGACGCUUGCCGGUCAGUUGGCGGACAUUUCGAACACACUCAGCUCGCGGUGCCCGGAUCGGGUGCUGCAAGGCGAUCUGCGGACUUUGACGGAAGCUAUUCCGGCCAUCUCGACCCAGCUCAAGAUGAUGGCGCGUGUGCGGAUGUCAUUCGAUGAUGGUGCCGACUCGGACGCUCUCGGCGUCGUUGUCGACUGCGCCACCUCGCUCUCCAACUCGGUGGUCGGCGUCCUCUCCGCCUCUGAGUCUGCUGUCGUCUCGAUGCUUGCAGCCGGCGUCGAUGUCGACGGCGAUUUGAUGUGGAAGCGUCGCACGUAGUAGGAGACCCCCCCCUCCCCCUCAUUGAACAGCAUCCUUGGA